UAGCAGCACUAGCAUCAUCUACGCUGGUAAAACACAUGACAUCACACCCUAGGCCCAGUGAUAGCAGUACUAGCAUCAUCUGCGCUGGUAAAACACAUGACAUCACACCCUAGGCCCAGUGAUAGCAGCACUAGCAUCAUCUACGCUGGUAAAACACAUGACAUCACACCCUAGGCCCAGUGAUAGCAGUACUAGCAUCGUCUGCCCUGGUAAAACACAUGACAUCACACCCUAGGCCCAGUGAUAGCAGUACUAGCAUCGUCUGCCCUGGUAAAACACAUGACAUCACACCCUAGGCCCAGUGAUAGCAGUACUAGCAUCAUCUGCGCUGGUAAAACACAUGACAUCACACCCUAGGCCCAGUGAUAGCAGCACUAGCAUCAUCUACGCUGGUAAAACACAUGACAUCACACCCUAGGCCCAGUGAUAGCAGUACUAGCAUCAUCUGCGCUGGUAAAACACAUGACAUCACACCCUAGGCCCAGUGAUAGCAGUACUAGCAUCGUCUGCCCUGGUAAAACACAUGACAUCAUACCCUAGGCCCAGUGAUAGCAGUACUAGCAUCGUCUGCCCUGGUAAAACACAUGACAUCACACCCUAGGCCCAGUGAUAGCAGUACUAGCAUCAUCUGCGCUGGUAAAACACAUGACAUCACACCCUAGGCCCAGUGAUAGCAGUACUAGCAUCAUCUGCGCUGGUAAAACACAUGACAUCACACCCUAGGCCCAGUGAUAGCAGCACUAGCAUCAUCUGCGCUGGAUGGUCAAGAAGGCAUUAGCUGUGAACAGUUUAUCAGCUGGGCCUCUUCUUACGUCUCCUCGAUGUUUGGCAGUCUCCACCAGUGGCUCAUGGGGAGAAUUCUGAAUGGAGGGUCAGCACAACCACAGGUGUUACCAUGCUGUUCCUGGUCCCAUGACAGUAUAGUACUCCUCAGUCCAGAUACUGUCUGGCUCUUGUCCAUGGUGCUUCCUGGAUGUUACCUUGGUAACCAGCAUGCCCUGCCUACUGCAGCACCCUCAGAUGACCAGGAGGUUCCCGUUUGGACCCUCCUCUAUGACUGUGUGGAGCACGGACAGAGCUUGAACAGGUUCAAGCACCAUUGCUUCUCAUACCGAGGUCCUACCCUUUUCAUUGUGAGGGUCAUGUCUGGUCAAGUCUUUGUUAUGGCAAUAGACACCGAAUGGAGGGAGUCUUCAUCUUCAUGGGGUAAAACUGAUUGUGUGAUGGUUUACGUCCAGCCACAACUACAGGUUUUACAAGGGGGUGCCAACAUGGUAUUCUUCAAUGAGCGAACCCGAGGGCGUCCCAUGGGAAUUGUACUGGGGCCACUUGCCAAUCCAUGGGCAGUUAUAGAUACGGAUUUGUCCUCUGUCAGACUACAAGGCGACAGUGAUACCCAGACCAUCACGAAACUAGAGGUUUGGGGAUGUGGGGGAGAGAAAGCCAAAGAAUUCCAGAAAAAGCAACAGCAAUGGGAGCGUGCUCAGGCCGAGAAAUCACGUAAGGUUAAGUUACCCGGAAAAUGGGACGACAACCCAGAUAAAGCAAUACUAGAAAUGGCAGGAAUAAGAACAAACUACAGUCAAAGAUGAGAUUGCGUGAGAUGUCAAGAGACGCAGCCUAUGGCAAAAAGGCUACAACCAAAGACGACAGGAAUAGAGAUGGAAGGAAUUACUACCCAAAAAGAUGUGUAUGAAUGGAUUAAAGCUAUCUCCAGUGAUAAAUAGGACGCGAUACCGCGGAAGACGAGAGUUUCUUUAUUUGCACGAGAAAGGGUGGGAUCUUACGGCAGGUAGAGAGCCAAAUAGACCGGACCAGGACGAGGUAGAUGGGGAUGAAAGCCACUCUUAGCCAAAAAGUGGCACGGAAGCAACAUCCGUCUACAAACAACGGUCCUGUCAUUAUUUGAUCCAUACUCGAAGACCCAGCGUACUUUGCGGGAGCGUCCGCAAAGCAUUUGAACAUUCACAUUUGAUAGAAAUUUAUUGAAUAUCUAAUGACAUCGAUGUAUAAAUUGCAUUAUUUUAAUAUGAAUAUAUUUAUAUACAUUA
Messenger RNA from Nematostella vectensis (starlet sea anemone), 2051 nucleotides. RefSeq names its product restriction of telomere capping protein 5. NCBI's taxonomy places the organism in Eukaryota, Metazoa, Cnidaria, Anthozoa, Actiniaria, Edwardsiidae. Bases 822 to 1592 code for a protein of 256 amino acids. The record is from RefSeq and is a predicted model, not a curated record. The transcript is spliced from 9 exons.